ACAAAAAGGUUGUGGCACCUGACAGGCUAACUGCUAUUUUUUUAAUACGAGCUUUGGUGGAUCAAGGGUGUUUCCUCAGACAGAAGAAUGAGAUUGUGUGACUGACGUUUUUAUACAUGGACUGAUGAAUAUGUGGAGAUACAGAUGGACAAAGUGACAAUGGUUCGUUGGUAAAGAAACAGACUGUGAAUCAUGUUAAUUGUCAGUCUACCAGAGAAGCUGCAGGGGCCCAUCAUCAUCUUCACAAUCGGAGGCCCAGGCUCUGGCAAAGGGCUACAAAGCAGACAGAUGGCUCAGAAGUACAAUUUCUCCCAUGUGGCUAUUGGGGAUCUGCUGCGGGUAGAGGCUAGCAGGGCCAACCGCAGGGGCAGAGCUAUCAGGGAUAUCAUGUUGAAAGGAGCUCUGGUGCCCUCGGGCUACAUUGUAGACCUGCUGAUCAACAACAUGUUGAAGGCCAACAGUGUCAAAGGAUUCAUAAUUGAGGGCUUCCCCCGGGACGUCAACCAGGCCAAGCUGUUUGAAGAAGUUGUGGGGCGUUCACCCAACAUCGUUAUAGUGUUUGACUGCUGUACGGAGACCAUGAUCCAGCGACUGAUGCUCCGAAGCCAAAUGGGCGAGAGGGUGGACGACCAUGAGAGAAUCAUCCGGCAACGCCUGCAGACACACUACACACAGUGUGAGCUUGUCCUCACCUACUACCUCCAGAAGAGCCUACUCCGGAACAUCAUUGGGGAGGAACCUCCAGAUACAGUCUUUACCAAAUGCUGCAGUGUUGUCGAUGAGGUGAUCAAAGCAGCUGCCUUGACUACAUAGCCCUUUAGUUCUACAUUCAAAUAAAGAUUUAAAUCUGCUGGUCCAUUACAAUGCCCUCCUCAAAAACUCUUAAGAAAGAAAGCCUCAUUGCUGAUUCCUAUAUGCAGACGUGUUACCUGUUGGCUUACAGCUUUGUAUGUGAACUGACAUCCCUGAAAAAACAGAAGGUGCAUUUGUGGUAUGACUGGGCGUUCACACAUGUACAUCAUCAUAACUACUGUAUUACUUAAUGUGCUGUCAUCAAUCCAUGAACAUGCAUACUGUAAAUAGUCCUGAAUAACUGAAGUCUAGUACAAGCCAAAGGAUACAGAUGACAAAAUGCCCAAUCCAUAUGGCAGACCUGAGGGCAACAGUAUCCUCGCUAUAAAUUGAAGACUUGAUCUAUACCAGAAGUUCUAUUUUGUUUUUUUAGUGUCUAUUAAUAUUAACAACCUUCACUUUUUCUUAAGAACACACACUCCUAUUUUUGGUUCUUCUCCCAAAAGUAACUAUAUUUUUUAAUAGGCUAUUCUAUCUUUCCCUAGAAAUCCUUCUGUAACCUUCUUACAUGGUAACACUGAGCUCCAGGACAAGUAGUUGUCAAAGCUUCCUGGUGGCUAACUGAGUCUACAGCUAGCACUGAAAGAGCACGCACAAAUGCGCCUGUUGUUACCAAUAAAUUGGGCACCUGGCUGACUCAAAAAUUGAACAUGUGAAGCAGGAAAUCAGGGGACAAACACAGGAUAGAGCAUUUUAACAGCAAACCAUCACUUAUCUAGCACCCCAUUCAAGUUUGGUAAGUGUCCAGCAAGAGCAAAAAGCGAAUUCAUAUAGCCAACCAGAGUGGGUACAGCAAAAAAACAUUUGAACUGUUCUUCACAAGCU
This is a messenger RNA of Pogona vitticeps (central bearded dragon), 1677 nucleotides long. NCBI's taxonomy places the organism in Eukaryota, Metazoa, Chordata, Lepidosauria, Squamata, Agamidae. The record is from RefSeq and is a predicted model, not a curated record.